This is a messenger RNA of Daphnia carinata, 1967 nucleotides long. Its product is annotated as acetylcholinesterase-like. The transcript is spliced from 14 exons. Bases 47 to 1828 code for a protein of 593 amino acids. Lineage: Eukaryota; Metazoa; Arthropoda; Branchiopoda; Diplostraca; Daphniidae. The record is from RefSeq and is a predicted model, not a curated record.
AAACGAAAGUGCGGGACUACGAACGAAUUCGUACUGGUAGGCAGACAUGAAAUUCGCGGCGUUAUGUGUGUUGGUAGCAGCCUACCUGGCUGCGCCAUGUUACUCGGAACCGUUCAUCAUGGAAUUGCCAGGCUACGCAAAGGCCGUCAUGGGUGGUUAUGGAAACCUAAGUACGUCCUGGUAUGAACCUCGCAAGCCGUUUUAUUCCUUCCGUUAUUUCCAUUACGCCGCCAAACCCACCUACGAGACAAGAUUUCUGCCUCCUGUUGCAUCAAACUAUCCCUAUCCUGAUGACGAAAUCUACAACUCGAUCGAUUUGCCACCAGGAUGCGCACAAGGCAGCGAUAAUGCAUUGGAAGAUUGCCUAAUCCUUAGCGUUUACACUCCUAUGUUCCCGGGUAACGCAUCUGAUCCUAAUACCAGUUAUGACAACUUGCUGCCCGUUAUGGUCUGGAUUCACGGAGGUUCUUUCGCAUACGGUCAAAGUAUUAUCUACGAGCCUAACACCUUUAUGGCACAUGAUGUCGUUAUGGUUGUAAUUCAAUACCGUCUUGGUGCUCUUGGAUACCUGUGUCUAGACACGGAUGAAAUUCCCGGAAACGCUGGCAUGGCUGAUCAAAUUGAAGCUUUACGUUGGGUACAAAAGUUCAUCAAAUACUUCGGUGGUGAUAAGGACAAGGUCACCAUUGUUGGAGAAAGCGCCGGAGCAGCAAGUGUUGGCUUCCUCCUUCUAGCCCCUCAAGCAAAAGAAGAAGGUCUGUUUAGAUAUGCCAUUGCCGAAUCUGGCUCUAUGCUAACUGACUGGGCCCUCGAUCGCAAUGCCUCCAAACACGGUUAUCGAAUUGCUGAACUGACCGGUUGCCCGCUGGAACCUUAUGCUGACCUGCUGCACUGCUUGCGAACCAUAGAUCCCAUUGAGCUGAAACGCGCUCAGGGCGCGUUUUCGAACGAAGACGAGAAAAAUGGAGGGCUUGGUUUCGGAGGGCAAUCACCCGUCAUCCAAGUUGCCGGAAAAGAAAAAUAUUUGACAGCAGAACCGAGACAACUGAUUGAAAGUGGACAAUACAUGACGGACGCGCACAUUCUGUUUGGUGCCAAUGAAGGCGAGGGCAUCAUGGCAUUCGAUAUGAUGUUAGACGGAUACAUCCAACCCAACAACCUUAUGGAAAACGAAGACUUUUUCAAGUUCGACGUAGUUCGAGUCAUUCUAGGCGCUUUAAGUGUUCGCGAUGACACGAGCGCUUUGUCGGAUGCGCUGAUUUCAAAGUACCUGGGCUAUGCAGUUGAUUCGUGUCAAAUGGGAAAUUAUACAGCCAUGAUCAAUGGAUUGAUAGACAUUUGUGGCGCACUUUUCCUGAAGGCCGGUGGCUGGCAAACUGUGCUGCUACACACCAAAUACAACCCUCACGCUUAUUGGUAUUCAUUUGACUUUUUCGGCAAAGUCAGUUUGAUUGGAGCUGACGAGACUCUGCCCCGCGGUGUCAUGCACGCCGAUGAAAUCAUGUACCUAUUCACGAUGCCGAUUCCCCACAACGAAACGGAGAUCGACUUGUCAAGGAAAAUGAUUGAAGUGUGGACCACUUUUGCCACAUACGGAGAGCCGACACCAGACGGAGUGACGAUGAGGGAAGGCAUUCCGAAAUGGCCUGCCUACACCCAUGAAAAGAAAGAGUUUAUGGCCAUCAAUAAAUACUGGAGCGUUAAGAACGAUUAUUCUUUGUAUUACACCAUAACGGUGGAUAAGGCCGGACCGAGAACCGUCGACCCAGAAACCGCAAAAGAAUGUGCAAACGCUUAUUGGAAAUCCAAGAAAGAGAGACGUCACUAAACACGAAAGACGACACUUCCCAAGCUAUUCUUUGUAGAUGAAAAAAAAACCUAAUUUGUGACAGGCCAUUGUUUUAUUACAAUGUUAUUAACCAGGUUUGUCCACAUUCUAUUUCAAAAUAAAAGACGUGGGGAGUGAA